AUGACAGACUCCAUAUCUUCAAACAACAAGCUCCAAGGCAAGGUGGCCAUAGUCACCGGAGGUGCAAGCGGAAUCGGCGAGGCCACGGCUCGCGCGUUCGCCGCUCACGGCGCACGAGCCAUCGUCAUUACCGACGUCCAAGACGAGAAGGGCCAAAACGUGGCCGUGUCAAUCGGUUCCAACGUAUGCACCUACGUACACUGCGAUGUCAGCGACGAGGAACAGGUCAAGAACUUAAUAGACUCCACGGUGAAAUCGUACGGACGCGUGGACAUCAUGUUCAGCAACGCGGGCAUUGGAAGAGCGACCCACGCGUGCGAUCAGAGCGUGCUGGACGUGGACUUGGCGGCUUACGACAAGCUCAUGGCGGUGAACGCGCGUGGAAUGGCGGCGUGCGUGAAGCACGCGGCGAAGGCGAUGGUGGAAGGGCGCGUGAGGGGGAGCAUCGUUUGUACGGCGAGCAUAGCGGCGAGUGCUGGUUACCACAAGUUCGUCGACUACGUGAUGUCGAAGCACGCGGUGCUGGGGUUGGUGAGGUGCGCGAGCAUGAACCUAGGUGCGUAUGGGAUACGCGUGAAUUGUGUUUCGCCAGGGCUGGUUGGGACGCCAUUGUUGAAGGACAUGUUGGGGUAUGAAAAUGAGGAGGAGGAUAAGGUGGUAGAGUCGACUUACACCUUGAAAGGUGGGGCGAUGAGGCCCAAAAAUGUGGCGGACACUAUGGUGUUUCUUGCUUCUGCGGAAUCCCAGUUUGUCACUGGCUAUGAUUUGGUGGUGAAUGGUGGAACGGGAAAUAAGAACCUCAGCCUUCAACGUGUCGCGACAGCGCCGCCCCUGACCUCAGGCAACAUCAAGGUAUUUCAGUUCUCUCUCCUUUUCCCUAUCUCAUCUCUGCUCUGACUCUCUUUCUCUCUCUUUUUCUCUAUCUCAUACUCACAGUGGCAGAGCCAUGUUAUGGCCCAAGGGUUCAUGGCCCCCCCAAAUUGUUUUUGAAUUUUUAGGAAUGUAACUUACGAGCUUGAUGAUUUCUUGUCUCAAAUCUGUGUUCUAGGAAGGUAUUAGGAGUAGGAAACUCAUUUCUUCUUCUCUUUGAGUUGUUUUCCAAAGCUUUUUAGUGCUUC
Quercus lobata is the source of this 1118-nucleotide messenger RNA. Its product is annotated as (-)-isopiperitenol/(-)-carveol dehydrogenase, mitochondrial-like. The transcript has 2 exons. Gene Ontology annotation, molecular function: oxidoreductase activity. The coding region runs from base 1 to 897 and encodes 298 amino acids. The record is from RefSeq and is a predicted model, not a curated record. NCBI's taxonomy places the organism in Eukaryota, Viridiplantae, Streptophyta, Magnoliopsida, Fagales, Fagaceae.